Molecule: messenger RNA, 1577 nt
Organism: Pelobates fuscus (common spadefoot toad)
Lineage: Eukaryota; Metazoa; Chordata; Amphibia; Anura; Pelobatidae
Gene: DSCC1
Product: DNA replication and sister chromatid cohesion 1
Exons: 10
Coding region: 203-1384 (393 amino acids)
Biological process (GO): mitotic sister chromatid cohesion; maintenance of mitotic sister chromatid cohesion
Cellular component (GO): chromatin; Ctf18 RFC-like complex; chromosome, centromeric region
Source: RefSeq, a predicted model, not a curated record
ACAGAUCGUGAGCGGCUCACUCGCUGUUGGGGUGGGGGGCGUGGCUUCCUGUGUGGCGGGAAGCUGUGCAGGCUGUCUGCGGUAACCAUGGUAACAGCCGGCGGUUCUCCCCCGUGUCCCGGUGAUUAGGAGCUGCCGUGGCUCGUACAGGGACAGUGUUCCGAUAUUGGGUCUCACAUCAAGGCAAAGAAUCCGGGAUCCAAUGGACCGGACACGGGAAGAAGUGGCGGCCACUUUGCAGAUCGCGAAGGUAAACGCAGAGGACUUCCGCAGCACGGUGCAUUGCCUUUCGUUCAAUCAUGCCUUUAAUUCUGGGGACUACAGUCUGAUGGAGCUGGACGAUGCCCUGUGCAAGGAGAUUGAGGCUGGUGGCAGUCUUGUCAUUCGAGGGGAGAAAAGUGAUCAUGCUGUUCUUUGUAGUGAAAGCAAAACCUACGAUCUUAAAAUCGCAGAUACGUCCAACUUGCUUCUCUUUAUUCCUGGAUGUAAAACCCCCGACCAGUUGCUUGUUGAUCAACAGGAACUAAAUGUUGUUCGAUGUGAGAUUGCUGGUUUCUCUAACCAUUACUGGGAACUUCGAAGAUGCCGACCAAAGCUGAAAAAAUUGAAGAAACUUCUGAUGGAAAAUACUUAUGACGGACCAGAAAAUCAGGGUAAUGGAGACAACGACACUUCAUUGUAUACCACAGAUGAUCUAUUGAAUCAAAUUCAAGCCAGCAACGAAGAGUUGUUAGAGCACUUGAAAGUUAUACAUGCGUGUAAUAUUAAAGGUUUUUGGAGAAUUCUUGAUUUUGAUUAUGAAAUGAAGAUUCUUAACCAUGUGACUCAGCUAGUUGAUUCUGAGUCGUGGUCGUUCAGUAAAGUUCCUUUAAAUGAAUGUCUUCAGGAGUUGAGACCCCUGGAGCCAGAGGAAAUGAUUGAGCACUGUCUAAACUGCUAUGGCAAGAAGUUUCAGGAGGAUGGUAAGAUCAAUUAUGUCUAUUUUGCCCUCAAUGAGGACAAAAUAUGCAGAGCUACAGCCCAAAUGCUCCUCCAGAAUGCAGUAAAGUUUAACCUUGCUGAAUUUCAGGAAGUGUGGCAGCAGAGCGUCCCAGAAGGCAUGAUGACUAGGACUGACCAAUUAAAGGGUUUGGCCUUGGUGGAUCGAACAUCUAGACCAGAGACUAUCUGUCUGUUGAAAACUGAGGACUUACCAGAAGACACCCAGGAGCGGUUUAACAGCUUAUUUACUAUGAGAGAGAAGUGGAUGGAAGCGGACAUCGCUCCAUAUAUAAAGGACCUGUGCGGGGAGAAGCAAACCAUCGGAGCACUGUUGACUAAAUAUGCCCGGUGUUCUGUUCAGAAUGGUAUUAAAUUAUAUAAUUCCAGGCGGCCAAUUUCAUAAAUUCAUUCUGUGGAAUAUGUAUGUACAUUUUAUAUGAAAAUGUUUACUAUUUUCUAUUAGUUGGCAACAAAUUGGGGUUAAUUAAAUUGGUAAUUUUGAGGAACCGAAAAGGGGAUUGCACAUAUUAGGCAAAAAUAUAUAACGGGGAAAAAAAGACUCCUUUUUCAACUCGGCUAGGCUAUUUUAGCCUUUU